AUGGCUACUACUACGGAACAAAUGAUCACAAUCCAUACCUCUGGAGGGAGGGAAGGGAAUGUGAUACCGGAAAAGUACCUAGAAGGGUUAGAUGUUGAAUGGCAGGAGAUGUGGACAAGACACGGAAGGGACAUGGAAGGUGCUCACUUGGUGACUAUUGAACAAUUUCGGCGAUGCCCUGAACGAUACAGCUUUACCCACCCAACCUGGACAGGCCCCGAAGUACAUCAUCUUCAAGAUUAUCAAGUCCCCGUCUCAAAUCCCGAAGGAUCGAUCACCUGCCGCGUAUACACACCCCCUGGGCUGGGUCCAUUCCCAGUACACCUUAACUUUCACGGAGGUGGCUGGGUACUUGGAGGCCUGCAGUCUGAAGCCGCCUGGUGCCGUAGUAUAUGCAAUGAGUCAUCUAUCAUUGUCAUUGAUGUGGAUUAUCGUCUCGCGCCAGAGCAUCAAUACCCUAUCGCGCUGUAUGACUGUUGGACCGCGGUACAAUGGGCACACACCAACGCGCAAACCCUCAACAUUGAUCCCAACUCCAUCUCAAUUGGGGGACUGUCCUCGGGUGGACUAAUCACAGCUGUUCUUGCCCACUUCGCGCGCGACUGCUCUCCCCCUCUCGAACUGAAACUUCAAUUGAUGGUGGUGCCCGCGACAGAUAUGCGGUACGUACCGCUGUCUAUAACUGAUGCCGAGCCCCUUACCCCAGACAGUUGUCCGUACCCCAGUGCAAUAUACUGCUCCGAUCUACCGUGGUCCCCACUCGCCCGAGAGUCUUGGUUCCUGAAUUACUACAUUGGCACGGACGAAGAGGUGCGAUCAGAGAUCCUCUCAGAUUGGCGAAUGACUCCUGUUCUCUCGCCAUCUAUGAAGGGACUAGCCCCGGCACACAUCGUCACGGCCGAGUUUGAUGUAGAAAGGGAUGAAGCUGAGCACUAUGGGCAGUUGCUUCGUGAGGCAGGAAAUCGAGUAACCAUGAAAAGGUAUGCGGGUGUGCCACAUGCGUUCGCUCAUUACAACCAUCCCACUCGGGGUCUGAGCAAGAGCCAAGAGUACAUCAGAGAUACGUCGAAGCUUCUUUCCGAGGUACACGGUACCGGCAACGGCAACGAGGCGCCAUAG
Messenger RNA from Aspergillus bombycis, 1119 nucleotides. RefSeq names its product alpha/beta hydrolase. The record is from RefSeq and is a predicted model, not a curated record. The transcript is spliced from 2 exons. Gene Ontology annotation, molecular function: hydrolase activity. NCBI's taxonomy places the organism in Eukaryota, Fungi, Ascomycota, Eurotiomycetes, Eurotiales, Aspergillaceae. The coding region runs from base 1 to 1119 and encodes 372 amino acids.